AAUAAAUCAUUAAUACGUUAGUCAAUGCUUUCACAGAUAUCAUAGGUUGUAAAAUGAGAGAUUCCCAGGGAUUGAUAUAAAAAAAGGACUUUUGGCCGGUCUUGUCGAGACUUGUGUUUUGAGGAUGCGCACUGAUCAGGUUUUGGGGUAAAGCUUUGAAGAAUUAGAACGGCAAGCGAGUGUUGGAUAUAUAAAAUGCGGGACAUUGUGCAUCUACAAGUCGGACAGUGCGGAAAUCAUAUAAGUUCUAAGUUCUGGGAAGUUAUCGCAGAGGAGCAUGGGAUAGACCCAGAUGGGCAAUGCACCGCUGUACAAUCCAAAAUACAAACCGACAGGCUCAAUGUUUAUUUUGACGAACGACUAGAUGGGCGUUUUGUACCGCGGUCCGCGUGCAUUGAUCUGGAGCCUGGAUCUAUUGAUGCAUUGCGCGCCUCGCGUUAUGGUCGACUUUUCAAUCCAGAGUGCUGCAUCAGUGGUCAGAACAGCGCCGCAAACAACUGGGCGAAAGGCUUUUACACUGAAGGCGCCGAGCUGAUGGACUCUGGAAUGGAUUGCAUCCGAAAACUCGCGGAAAACUGCGAUACGGUCCAAGGCUUUCAGAUCGCGCACUCGCUCGGCGGGGGGACUGGGUCUGGCCUAGGCUCACUCCUUCUUUCCAAGAUCCGCGAGGAAUACCCGGACAGACUCGUGUCCAGUUUUUGCGUCCUUCCGUCCCCCUUGGUGUCCGAGACAGUCACGGAACCGUAUAAUGCCACUUUGAGCUUUCAUCAGCUAGUGGAUGUAGCGGAUGCGGCGAUUUGUAUUGACAAUGAAGCCUUGUAUAAUAUCUGCUAUAAUGUCCUUAAGAGGGAGACGCCGACAUACAGUGAGCUGAACAGUCUUAUCGCGACCACGAUGAGCGGGGUAACAACUUCGCUACGAUUCCCGGGGCAGCUAAACGCGGAUCUUCGUAAACUCGCCGUCAAUAUGGUCCCCUUCCCACGACUCCAUUUCUUUAUUCCGUCCCAUGCCCCACUCAUUAGCAGUCGGAAUGAGGAAUACCGCACAUACCACGUGACGGAACUCACGGAAAAGAUGUUCGGCCCGCAAGGCAUGAUGGUAGCGUGCGACCCCCGUCAAGGGAGGUACUUGACGGUCGCAGCGAUGUUUCGAGGCAAGAUGGCGAUGCGAGAUGUCGAGGAAUCCAUCUCUUGUAUGCAGGACAGUCACUCCUCUUCGUUCGUUGAAUGGAUCCCGAAUAACAUGAAGACGGCAGUAUGUGAUGUGCCGCCAGUCGGGCUGAAAAACGCGGCGACUUUUCUGUACAACAGCACUGCUAUCCAGGAGGCAUUCCGCCGCUUUACUGAGCAGUUCGCAGCAAUGUUCAGACGACGUGCCUUUCUACACUGGUACACAACUGAGGGUAUGGACCCGUUAGAGUUCACAGAGGCGGACUCAAAUCUAAACGACCUCAUCUCUGAGUAUCAGCAGUACGAAGACGCCAAGAGUGACGAUGACGUCAUAACUGCCUCGGACGAAGAGGAGGCUGAAGAAUUCGUCGAGUGAUGCAUGCCGGCCGGCAUUUAUACGCAGUGUGGUUUUCGAAUCAUGAGAACGUGCCACAAAUUCAUAUUUGGGGAGACUUAUGAUAUCCAUAUAUGGGGAGGUCUACACCCAUUAUGUGAGGGAAUCAUAUCCAUAUACGGGGAGGUCCGAUCCAUUUAUGAAGAGGUUCUCAAUGUGGUGUCGUCGGAUGGUCGUAUGAACACAUCGCAGACGCAAAGAGGACAUAUAAAAUCAUUCUGUCUUUUCUGACUCAUAAGAACAAAGCUUUUGAUACUUUGAAAUCUAUUACUACACAAAAUAUAUCCGAGUUCUGUAGCCCUAUUCGUACUCUAGCCUUGAUGUUUACAAAAAUAUACAAAAAAGUAGACGGGGGUGCUCGACCUAUCUUUUAGGGUAUAAAAUUCUCACCAACUGCUAUCUCUUAGGGUGUGUAUUAGGAUUUUUCCCAUUCUGCUAUCUUUUAGGAAUUUUCACGCCUGGGGAGGAGGAUUUUUCCAAUUUUGCUAUCUUUUAGGGGUUUUCACGCCGGGGGAGGAGGAUUUUUCCGAUUCUGCUAUCUUUUAGGGUGUCUCACGCUAAGUGGUGGCCCAAUCGCUUGAAAUGUAUUUUACAAUAAACCACAAGUCAACUGAUCGGUUAAUACUUUCUACUUUUUUGUCGGUAACAUAACAAUACAGGAUCCGUCAGCCAAUUAAAAAGAGCAUUGCUUUUUAAAUGCUAUCUCUCAAGGUUAAAAAUUCCUUCGACCACACCCUAUGUUCUUAUCUCUCAAGGGCAAGAAUUGUUGGGUCAAAAUUGAUUUUGCUGUCGAGCACCCCCGUCUGUUUUUCUCGAAGUCCCCGCCCCCGGGUAUACAAAGCCUUGGCAAAUGAUAAACUUCCUACUGCCUCUCUGCCCCUUAUCUCAAGGGUAAAGAGAAGGUCAAAGGGUAAUAUGAUAAAUACUUACCAUCAUACAAUAAUGUAGAGACGAAGAGAGCAGAUAAUGAAUAUAUUAUCCAUUUAUUCUGCUCAUUUUGGGAGAAACAAAAGAAGAUACGCUUGAAGUUAUGCUAUAUUAAAAUUUAAGCUAUAAUUUUAAAUACGAUUAAAUUGUACAAAUAGACGCGUGAUUUUAUGAUAAUUAAAAUUUGCUUAACAGCGGAAUUAGCUACUGUUAUUCAAUCAAAUAAAGUUAAUAUUAUAUGAAA
Nematostella vectensis (starlet sea anemone) is the source of this 2734-nucleotide messenger RNA. RefSeq names its product tubulin beta chain. Gene Ontology annotation, biological process: microtubule cytoskeleton organization; mitotic cell cycle. The record is from RefSeq and is a predicted model, not a curated record. Gene Ontology annotation, molecular function: GTP binding; GTPase activity; structural constituent of cytoskeleton. Gene Ontology annotation, cellular component: microtubule; cytoplasm. Lineage: Eukaryota; Metazoa; Cnidaria; Anthozoa; Actiniaria; Edwardsiidae. Bases 196 to 1545 code for a protein of 449 amino acids. The transcript has 8 exons.